UCACGCAGACCCCUCGUAUCUUAACUUCAAGUACAGGGAAAUCCAAAUCGCCAGCCUAUAUUUUCCGCUGAACGUCAACAUUUACCUUAGUAGUUAUCAGAUAUUUAACUGGAACGUAUCCGUAAAUCGUGUUAUAGAAUCACUAUUGCCGCAAUGUACUUCGCUACAAGCAUUAUAAUUGGACUGGCAUUCGGCUCAGCAAUUUUCGCUGCAUUCGUACUGAUUUUGCGGCGAAAAUCAAACUAUAUCUUUGGCAUUUAUCCAGAGAAGGGAAUCUUCUAUCGUCUCAAGUAUCCACUGGCCAAGCAAUUUGUUCGCUAUUGGAGGCGAAAAAUCUUCACCGAACAUGAAAAUGAGUUAAAUUCUGUGGAAUAUUUACAAUCCUUGGAGAAGCCGCAGACUUUAUCCAGUGAUCCUAAGUCGUAUGAUGUGGUGUCAUUCUUUGGAGCUAACGACAAAGGUUACAAGUUUAUGAUAACCAUGGAACGCCGUCGCAGAGGUAUUACGCGGGCUGCCUUUUAUCUAUGGAUUCCAAAUCGCGGACUUCUUUCGUCGCCAAAUCUUCCAGACAUGGAGCACUUUACGACCGAUGGUAACACCGAAAGCGAGGAGUUUGUAGCUAACGGUUUCAAAAUAUAUCCCACGGAAUGCAUGCGUCAAUGGAAAAUUACCUACAAUGGCGCAGUCAAGCAAGGCCACAAACGCUUUGAUUUCAAAUUCGAUGGUAUAUUUGCGUCGCAACUGAAGCACUUUGACUACAAUAGGGAUCUUAGCUCCUCAGUGAUUGCAGAUUCCGUGGCUCGAGAGUCAUGGGAUGAUCAGUUCUUCCACAUGGUUUGGAAUGUUGACAGUAUACUGAAGAAUAGAACUCACUACGAGCAAUCUGGAAAAAUCAACGGGACUUUCCAGCUUGGCGACGAGCCUCAAGUGCAACUUAAUCUGAGCUCAUUCAGGGAUCACAGUGUCGGAACGGAUCGAUGCCUUUCGUCUAUUUACCGAUACGUCUAUUUUGCUCUGUUCCUUGAAGAUGGCACUAAUUUGGUGGUGGGAAUCCUAAGUCAACCAUCGUUUUUCCUAUCUUCUUUGAAGGUUGGAUAUAUUUGCUUGGCCGAGGGCGGUGGUUACGAUCCAAUUACAAGUUGUAACUUCGAGCUUUAUUCCUACGGAGAGAGAGGUUUCCCGCCUAAGCACGAAAACUUUAUUGUUGAGACCAAGGAACGCAGGCAUUUUGUACAAAUCAAAGCGGAAGAAAGUGCUAUUCGUUAUGUUGGAGGGGAUUGGGAGUCCAAGGUCUAUAAUCAAUUUGUUUCGUGUACAGUGAAUGGUGUUAAGGGACAUGGAAUCGCAGAGUACUUGUACAGAAAUAAAACUGGCCGUUCUGAAGCUGUUGCUGAAACCGACCCAAAAUGGUACAAGGAAAUUAAAUCGUUCGAGAGAAGUCUUAGUCAAAGGGAGCUCGCUGAUGAAUGGAGUGGCGUUGUGUGGUAAUCGAUUAAUAAAAAUAAGAUUUCUAUGUAAAUACGGAUAUUUAUUUAUUAAGCUUCUAGAAUUGUCAAUCAAGUUAUCUUUAGGAAAUAUUUAUAAGUCUGUUAGAAUAAGUAUUAAUCAAAAGACUUGAUAUGUAUUAAGUUCGUUUUAAGUUGAAUACAAUUUUAUAGAAAUUUUA
Molecule: messenger RNA, 1666 nt
Organism: Eupeodes corollae
Lineage: Eukaryota; Metazoa; Arthropoda; Insecta; Diptera; Syrphidae
Exons: 1
Coding region: 154-1488 (444 amino acids)
Source: RefSeq, a predicted model, not a curated record